Molecule: messenger RNA, 2046 nt
Organism: Eremothecium sinecaudum
Lineage: Eukaryota; Fungi; Ascomycota; Saccharomycetes; Saccharomycetales; Saccharomycetaceae
Product: exonuclease 1 family protein
Exons: 1
Coding region: 1-2046 (681 amino acids)
Biological process (GO): DNA double-strand break processing; DNA recombination; mismatch repair
Cellular component (GO): nucleus
Molecular function (GO): 5'-3' DNA exonuclease activity; metal ion binding; DNA binding
Source: RefSeq, a predicted model, not a curated record
AUGGGUAUUUCUGGUUUAUUACCCCAGCUGAAGAGCAUCCAAGAACCAAUUACUUUACAGAGGUAUAGUUCACAGUCAUUGGCCAUUGAUGGUUAUGCAUGGUUACAUCGCUCUGCCCACUCAUGUGCAAUGGAGCUUUGUAUGGGACUACCGACUGAAAAGUACAUUCAGUUUUUUGUUAAGAAGUUAAAUAUGCUGCGAAAUAAGUACAACAUUAACCCUUAUCUUGUAUUCGAUGGUGAUAGUUUACAAGUGAAAUCCGGUACAGAGUCUAAACGUCGUGAGAAGCGGGAACAAAAUAGAAUUGAAGCGCUGAACUUUUGGGCUAAAGGGGAUAAGAAAAAGGGAAUUGAGUUUUUUCAGAAGAGUAUUGAUAUUACUCCUGAGAUGACAAAGGCAGUAAUUGAUUAUUGUGAAAAACAGGGUUUUAACUACAUCGUGGCACCCUAUGAAGCAGAUUCGCAAUUGGUGUACUUGGAGAAAACAGGCCUCGUUCAGGGAAUUAUCAGUGAGGACUCUGACUUGUUGGUAUUUGGUUGCCGGCGGUUGCUGACGAAACUCAAUGACUAUGGUGAAUGCAUCGAGAUUUCGAGAGAUGACUUCCACCAUCUAGAUAAGAAGUUUCCAUUAGGAUUGCUCAGUGAUAGCCAAAUUCGGUCAAUGGUGUGUUUAUCCGGCUGUGAUUACACUGCUGGAAUUCCACAAGUUGGGUUGGUGACGGCAAUGAAAUUGGUACGGACACAUAAAGAGAUGGACAAGAUAUUGCUCAAGAUUAAUAGAGAUGGCAAAUGGAAUGUUCCUCGCAAUUUCCUGAAGGAGUUUAAGUUUGCUGAUUUUGCUUUCCAGUACCAGCGCGUGUAUUGUCCUAUUAGACGGAAAUUAGUUACUCUAAACGAGAUUCCUGAACAACUACAUGGGAACCCAGAACUAUACGAGUGCAUCGGAAAGGCUAUUCAUAAGGAUACAGGGGAGAAAUGUGUGAUAACUGAUGAUAACAUGAUAAACCAUGAAAUUCAUUCGAGAAUUGCGAAUGGGGAAUUGAACCCUUUUGAUCAUCGCGUUUCGUUGGUCAGUAGAGAACUGAGCUUGAAAUUGGCGUCGAAGCCGAACUUCGCCAUUUCACCAAAUCCAACUUCUGCAGUAAAGCCAAUUAGCUCGUACUAUCGCAAAGCUGCUGUUGUACCAACUGUAACUGCUGUUGUACCAACUGUAACUGCUGUAAUAAACCAUAUGCCUAAGUUAGUUGCUGCCAACGUGCAUGAAAAGGAAAGCAGACUGGACCGUAUUAUUAAAAAACGUAAACUGGCUGCGGAUGUGGGCAUUGUAACCGCUAAGCAAAACACUAGUGAGAUGAGUUCUUUUUUUGCUAGUAAAUCAAAUAGCACACCUGCGUCCCCCCCGGUAGGCAAUGAAAACAACACAGCCGAAGAGGACGUUUCUGAGGUGCUUGAAGAGUUACCGGAGGUUGAAGAAGAUCCUCUUCGUACCCCGUUUUUUUCAGCUACUAUUUCGACAAAAAAUCGAACUUUACCUCUUGGAAACACCGCGGACAGUCAGCUCAUCAUCUCGCCACUACCGGAGCAAACCCCAUUAUCCCCUCAAAGAAGCAAUGUACUACGCGAAGCCAAAGUUUCCCCCCAGCCUCAUAUACUGAAAGAGAACACAACUACCGAUUGUCGGCCGAGCCUCAUAGGCAGAACUAUCCUCCAGUCGUUUAUGUAUAGGUCCGGCCCUGAACUUACUACGCGCCCUCGCAUACCGCUGGGCAAAUGUGAUACGAAUUCCAAGAUCCCGCUCCCGCGCAAGAAGAAUCUUACAAAGCUUAACAAAAGAAUGAUUGGAAUUACGUCAGGUGAGAAUUCCAACUUGAAAAAGCAAAGUGACUCUCAUCGGCAGGAUACAAUCAUUCAGCCGACAGCAAAGCAUAUCUCGUUAGCCUCUGCCAGAAACGUAAGCAAUUCAUCUCAAAAUCGCGCUGUUAGUUGCCAUGCAGUUACAGGGGGUACACGACAGGUAUCUCUAAGUGACUUUCUCUACAAAGGUUAG